CCAUGCUCUUGCCUCAGUCUCAACUCGAGGCCCUCAAGUGAGCUUCAGCGAUCAAUAUCUCGGCUUGCAAGGCAGGUUGAUAGUUUUUUUCUGUCAGACUCGAUCGUUUCAGAACACGUCAAAUGAAUCAUAUUUUAUCACAAUCACGGAGGUGAAGAAUCUCAACUGAAAAACUAUCUAAAUAUUUAAUGUGAGCGUCGAUUGUGUCUUCGAAACGAGAUGAAAUGUCAAAAGAAUCGCGGAGUGACAUGGACCACUCUGGAACUCGGAGGUCUUCUAGAAGACGAAGACUCUCAUGUGCACUUUGUGAGAACCACUAAGCACCUUGCGUUACAUCCAUAUCACUUGAAUAAUAUUCAGCGAGGUCUAAAUGAGAUUUUAAGAUCGUUGUUAAAUACUUACGACAGGGAAUUGAAAGGGUUUGUGCUGGCUUUUAGAAAUCCUAAAUUGCUUAGCAAUCUGGGAGAAUUACUCUAUGAUUCUCCCUUUAUUCAUGUUGACAUUGAAGCAGAUUUCUAUCUAUUCCAUCCAACAGUCGGAUCUUUUCUAAAAGGUAUAGUGAAUAAAAAGGGCUUGGACUAUAUCGUAAUACUGGUACACAAAAUAUAUACCGUAUCUAUUCCGAAACCGGAUAAUACGGAGCAAUGGCUAGGUGAGUCAGUGGAGAUUGGCCAGGAAAUAAAAUGUUGCAUAACUCAAAUACAUCACAAGAGCAAACCUCCCUUCAUCUGCGCUACUUUAAAAUCCGAUUAUUCGCAAGGUUGUAGAUUAUCAGAAAGCAUAACUGAUAUUGAUAAUAUAGACAGUACAGUUGAAAGUGCAAAUAGCUGUAUGAAGAUUGAUAUUAAUGGAAUAUUGGAAAAUGAUGGUAUUUCUGAGAAAGAAAAGAAAAAACAUCGGAAAAAACACAAGUCUCGUGAAAGCAAUUCGGAAAUUGUUUACAAAAUUGAAAAUGAAUCAGAGUUGAAUGUAGGGAGCGAUACUUUUAGAACUAUUAAAUCUGAAAAGAAACAGCAAUACCGAAGUGUGCAAAACGAUAAUAUAGGGAAUGAUACUUGUACAACUAUUAAAUCUGAAAAGAAACUGCAAUGUCAAAGUACUUUAUUAAAUACUGAUGAUUCUUUGAAUACUUUGGAAGUCGAUAAUAUCCCUAGAAAACAUAAAAAAAACAAGAAAACAUCCAAAUCCUUACUUAAUAAUGAAACAAUUUUGGACGAACGUACCGAGUCAUGUAAAGCUGUAAAGAGAGAAAAUUCCAUUCUAUUAGAUAGUAUUACUGAAAUAGAGACGAAAAAGAAAAAGAAACGUGUGAAGAAAUCUAAAGAAUCUGAUUCAGAAUUUUUAUUAACAAAGACAGAAAACGACAAAGAAAUAGUUAACAGUACAAGGAAUACUAUUCCCUAUAUUAAAUAUGAAGAAGAGCAACAUAUAUCUAAAAAGCAUAUUGUAUUAAACGUUAAUACUUUUUCAAAUAAAUUAGGAGAUAGCGUAUCUAAAAAACAUAAGAAAAACAAGAAGCCAUCUAUGAUAAUGUCAGAUUCGGAAUCAGAAAGUCACAUUAUUGAAAUAAAAAAUGAAAAGCACGAUCCAUGUAUAAACAGAAUUAUUAAUGAAAGAGCAAAAAGUCAAACAUCAUGUAGCAAGACUCAAGUCAUACAAAAUGUGAACGAAACUUUUGAUACGCCUGAGUUUAUGAAAAGAGAAAAUUCCAUAAAAUAUGACACUUCUGAAAAAGAAAGGAAAAAGAGUCCGAAAAAACAUAAUUCAAGAGACUCACGGUCGAAAUCUUUCGAAAUUAAGAUAGAACAUGACAUAAUCAGUAAUGUCAGUAACGCCUCGGAUAAAGAAAAGAAAAAAAGUUUUCAGAAACGUGCAAAUUUGUCAAGAGAUUCGGAUUCUGAGUUUAAAAUUAAAAGUGAAAAUAUAACAAAUGAUAUAAAUUAUAUUUGUCGAACAAUUAAACACGAUCCUGAAGAGUCUCAAUAUAUGAAGUACAAUACAUCAGCAAUAGAUUCAAGCAAUUCAGCGGGUCUUCAUCAUGUAUCAAAAAAAUCUAAAAAGAAGAAAACGUCUGUGGUAUCAGAUUCGGAAUUGAAACUUUCCAUUAAAAUUGAAAAAGAUUAAAUUAAAAUUUUUUAUAAAACUGACUUUCAGAUCUUA
Molecule: messenger RNA, 2160 nt
Organism: Mycetomoellerius zeteki
Lineage: Eukaryota; Metazoa; Arthropoda; Insecta; Hymenoptera; Formicidae
Exons: 3
Coding region: 220-2124 (634 amino acids)
Biological process (GO): transcription elongation by RNA polymerase I; DNA-templated transcription initiation
Cellular component (GO): RNA polymerase I complex
Source: RefSeq, a predicted model, not a curated record